AUGUCUGACGAAUAUCUGAUGCCUCCAGUUUGUAUCCUUCCUCUUAACCAUUCUGCUCUUCUCUCUAGUUUGAUGUCGGGGCUGGCAGCUCUGGAUGCCAAGUGUUCCAGCCGCCUGGGCAUCAUGACCGUCUCCUACUACCUGUGGACCACCUUCGUGGCGGUGGUGGUGGGCAUCCUCAUGGUUACCAUCAUCCACCCCGGGGGCGCCGCCCAGAAGGAGGACAACGAGGACAGCGGCAAGCCAAUCAUGAGCUCCGCUGAUGCCCUGCUCGAUCUGAUUCGCAACAUGUUCCCGGCCAACUUGGUCCAGGCAACUUUCCAACAGUACCGUACCAGGAGUAUCCCCAUCAUUAAGACCCCUCCGCCUACGGUGACAGCUGCCCUGAUGGAGAGCACCACCCGGAGGGUCUAUAUCUACGGCGUCCAGGACGACAACGGAACAGACAUCCAGAACUUCUCCCUGGACCUGACGCCACCGCCCGACAUACAGAUGCGCACGCUGCCCGGGACCAGCGACGGCAUGAAUGUCCUGGGGAUCGUCAUCUUCUCCGCCACCAUGGGUAUCAUGCUGGGUAGAAUGGGGCCUAACGGCAGCGCCCUGGUCAACUUCUGUCAGAGUUUAAACGAGGCUGUCCUGAAGAUUGUCGCCAUAGUGAUCUGGUACUUCCCGUUCGGCAUUGUGUUCCUGGUGGCCGGUAAGAUCCUGGAGAUGGACGACCCGUCAGCCAUGGGGAAGAAGCUGGGUUUCUAUGCUAUCACCGUGGUGAUGGGGCUGAUCCUCCAUGGUCUCUUCAUCCUCCCUGCCAUGUACUUCUUCAUCACCAAGAAGAGCCCCAUCGUCUACAUCAGGGGCAUCCUGCAGGCCCUGCUCAUCUCCCUGGCAACUUCCUCCAGCUCUGCCACGCUGCCUAUCACCUUCAAGUGCCUCCUGGAGAACAACCACAUCGACCGACGCAUCAUCCGCUUCGUGCUCCCCGUGGGCGCCACAAUCAACAUGGAUGGGACAGCGCUCUACGAGGCCGUGGCAGCCAUCUUCAUCGCCCAGGUUAACAACUACGAGCUAGACUUCGGCCAGAUCAUAACUAUCAGUAUCACAGCUACGGCUGCCAGUAUUGGUGCAGCUGGAAUCCCGCAGGCCGGAUUGGUCACCAUGGUGAUCGUGUUAACCUCGGUGGGCCUGCCCACUGAUGACAUCACUCUUAUCAUCGCUGUGGAUUGGGCGUUGGACCGUUUCAGGACCAUGGUCAACGUGAUGGGAGAUGCCCUGGCCACGGGGAUCAUGGCUCACAUCUGUAGAAAAGACUUUGUCAAGGAAGGAGAGCAGGUGCCUCUGAUCUGCGAGACCAAGCCCAUGAUCAGCAUCCAGCAGAUGAUGACGUACCAGAAGAACGGUGGGUACCAGCCUCCCUGCGGCCCGGGGGUCCCCGGGAGCCCAGACGUGGCUCGUCUGAUGCAGCUGGAGGAGGGGGUUCGGCCGGAGCAGAGGAAGAGGAACCCCCACGCGCCCCAACCCAAGAGGGACUACAAGGACAAGGACCACUGCUCCAUCGACAUGAACGGCCUGGAGACUAACGUAUAGAGGGAGCCAGCCAACAGCACCACAGCUACCGGCUGCGUCCCGAUUCUCCACACUUCUCCUGAAAUGCACACUCUCCGUCACGGAUCUAACAACUCCCUCAAGCCAAUGGUGACACCAAUCCAAUGCUUUUAACACCAUGACAAGGAGUGGGAAAAGUGCAUACUUUGGAAAAAGGGUAGACAAUCAGAAUGCAGCCAGGAUUAUAGCUACAGGCGAGAGAGAGGGCGAGAGGAAGGGACUGACUGACUAACUGCACCAGAUGCAGGAUGCAGGACAGAGGAUCCAAAAAGAACGAUGAUUUUCUACAUUAUUUAUAUUACAACCCACUAUGAUUGUGCAUGUGUGUGUAUAUAUUUAUCAGAGUUGUUAUACACCAGCAGAGGGAUGUGCUGGGAGACAUUUCAUAUGACGAGCAGGCAUUUUAUAUGAUGAGAAGAGAAUCUAUACGUUGAGGACACAUUCUAUAUGACAAGAAAACAUUAUAUUUGAUGAGGAGACAUUCUAAAUGAUGAGGAGGCAUUUUAUAUGAUAAGGAGACAUUAUACAUGACAAGGAGAUAUUAUAUAUGAUGAGGAGACAUUCCAUGUGACAAUGAGACAUUCUAUAUGACAAGGAGAUAUUCUACACGAAGAGCAGACAUUCUAUAUGAUGAUGAGCCAUUCUAUAUGACAAGGAGAUAUUCUAUAUGAAGAGGAGUCAUUUUAUAUGAUGAGGAGACAUUCUAUACGUAGAGGACAUAUUCUAUAUGACAAGCAGACAUUCUAUAUGACAAGAAGACAUUCUAUAUGAUGAUGAGCCAUUCUAUAUGAAGAGCAUACAUUCUAUACAAUGAGGAGACAUUCUAUAUGACAAGGAGACAUUCUAUAUGAUGAUGAGCCAUUCUAUAUGAAGAGCAUACAUUCUAUACAAUGAGGAGACAUUCUAUAUGACAAGAAGACAUUCUAUAUGAUGAUGAGCCAUUCUAUAUGAAGAGCAGACAUUCUAAACGAUGAGGAGACAUUCUAUAUGACAAGGAGUCAUUCUAUAUGAUGACGAGAUAUUUUAUAUGAUGAGGAGACAUUCUAUACGUUGAGGACACAUUCAAUGGGUGUGUUCGUAAAUUCAAUCUGGAGUGCGCUCUGAGAGUUCAUAAAUUCAGAGCUUUGUCAGAUUGUCC
Coregonus clupeaformis (lake whitefish) is the source of this 2737-nucleotide messenger RNA. It is a transcript of the gene slc1a7a, whose product is annotated as solute carrier family 1 member 7a. Gene Ontology annotation, cellular component: plasma membrane. The record is from RefSeq and is a predicted model, not a curated record. NCBI's taxonomy places the organism in Eukaryota, Metazoa, Chordata, Actinopteri, Salmoniformes, Salmonidae. The transcript has 10 exons. Gene Ontology annotation, molecular function: L-glutamate transmembrane transporter activity; neutral L-amino acid transmembrane transporter activity; glutamate:sodium symporter activity. Bases 1 to 1581 code for a protein of 526 amino acids. Gene Ontology annotation, biological process: L-glutamate transmembrane transport.